ACGAAUAUGCGGUGUUCUGGCCGUGUGGGACACGUACAGGAUUUAGUCUUGCACGCGGUACAAAAGAAAUGGACCUGAGGGCUUGUGCCUUAGCCUUCCUCUCUUCACGCAUGCCAGUGUGACGUUCAGUUAUGCUGGAAGUGAGCUCUUUCCUCGAAUGUUGUGACAGCAGUCACAAAAGUUGUCCAGUCUGCAGACUGUUUUCUGCUUGAUAUAUCCCAUUUGCCCAUGCAAACAGUUCCUCUGUUUGUUCAAAUAAGUGUGUUAGUGGCACAGAGAAACGUCUCUGCGUUCUUCUGAGCCUCCUCCCCGGCGACUGGAGACAGAGCUCAGAUGAAAUCAAAAGAACGAUAAAGUUUGGAGAAGAAAAAGAAGCUGCAAUUGCUUCCCUGGUCUGCAGUUUGACAGGGCAUUAAGAUGUCCGUGGACAUGAACAGCCAGGGCUCUGACAGCAAUGAAGAGGAUUAUGACCCUAAUUGCGAGGAGGAGGAAGAGGAUGAGGAUCCUGGGGAUAUUGAGGAUUAUUAUGAUGGGGUAGCUAACGACGUGGAGCAGCAGGGAGCAGAUGCCUUUGAUCCAGAGGAAUACCAGUUCACCUGCCUGACUUACAAGGAGUCGGAGAGCACUCUGAAUGAACACAUGGCCAGCUUGGCUGCCACGUUAAAGGUAUCACAUGCUGUUGCAAAGCUAGUAUUAGUUAGUUUCCACUGGCAAAUCUCAGAGAUUUUGGAAAGGCACAAGUCUAAUGCUGCCCAGUUGCUAGUAGAAGCACGAGUUCAGCCCACCUCAUCCAAACAUGCAAUGGUACAUUCCUCCCAUCACUGCGCAGUGUGCAUGCAGUUUGUCCGGAAGGAGAACUUGCUCUCUCUGGCUUGUCAGCACCAGUUCUGUCGCAACUGUUGGGAGCAGCAUUGUACAGUGCUCGUCAAGGAUGGUGUUGGGGUCGGGGUCUCCUGCAUGGCUCAGGACUGCCUACUUCGGACACCAGAAGACUUUGUGUUUCCAUUGCUGCCUAGUGAAGAGCUGAAAGACAAAUACAGGCGCUACCUCUUCAGGGACUAUGUGGAGAGCCAUUAUCAGCUGCAGCUGUGUCCUGGUGCAGAUUGCCCUAUGGUCAUACAGGUACAAGAGCCAAAAGCUCGGCGAGUGCAGUGCAAUCGUUGCAGUGAGGUCUUCUGCUUUAAGUGUCGGCAGAUGUACCACGCACCCACAGACUGUGCUACCAUUCGGAAAUGGCUCACCAAGUGUGCAGAUGACUCCGAAACAGCCAACUACAUCAGUGCUCACACUAAAGAUUGUCCCAAGUGCAAUAUCUGUAUUGAAAAGAAUGGAGGCUGCAACCACAUGCAAUGCUCCAAAUGCAAGCAUGACUUCUGCUGGAUGUGUCUGGGAGACUGGAAGACUCACGGCAGCGAGUACUACGAAUGCAGUCGGUACAAAGAGAAUCCUGAUAUUGUAAACCAGAGUCAGCAAGCACAGGCCAGGGAGGCCCUUAAGAAGUACUUGUUCUAUUUUGAGAGGUGGGAGAAUCACAAUAAAAGCCUACAGCUGGAGGCACAGACGUACCAACGGAUCCAGGAGAAAAUCCAAGAAAGAGUUAUGAACAACCUGGGAACAUGGAUAGACUGGCAAUACCUACAAAAUGCUGCAAAACUACUUGCAAAGUGUCGUUACACCCUGCAGUACACAUAUCCAUAUGCCUACUACAUGGAGUCUGGUCCCAGAAAGAAACUGUUCGAGUACCAGCAGGCCCAGCUGGAAGCUGAAAUUGAAAAUCUCUCAUGGAAGGUGGAGCGAGCAGACAGCUAUGACAGAGGGGACUUAGAGAAUCAGAUGCACAUAGCAGAGCAGAGACGGCGGACCCUGCUGAAAGACUUCCAUGACACAUAAGACCGGAAGAAGGGACAAAGUGCAGGGGUGAGAGCAGCGAGUGAAGUGAUGGCAGCUUCACCGGGAUACGCAGGCACUGCCUCUGGGAGAACACGGCCAAGGACAAAGCCACCCCUCCCCUUGCAAGUCAGACACAUGCAAACACCACAUCUUAGUCCAGUUUGUUCUCUUAUCUUUCUGUUUCUGUUUCUGCCAGGCUAGAGGCCAGAGUUCAGAUUGGCGUAUUUCCUGGGACAUUUCCCUCCUGCCCUUGAUGGUUUCAGAAGGGGAGGGAGUUUUUCUCUGAAUGGCUGUUAAUAGUAUUAGAUCAUUACAAUUUAUGUAAUUUUCAACGGUUGUACAAUUAUACAGACAAACCUUAGAAUAACACACAACCCUUUUUAAAAAUAAAUUGGCAGUGGAGUGUU
This is a messenger RNA of Pygoscelis adeliae (Adelie penguin), 2297 nucleotides long. RefSeq names its product ariadne RBR E3 ubiquitin protein ligase 2 (gene ARIH2). Lineage: Eukaryota; Metazoa; Chordata; Aves; Sphenisciformes; Spheniscidae. Gene Ontology annotation, cellular component: ubiquitin ligase complex; cytoplasm. The transcript is spliced from 16 exons. Gene Ontology annotation, biological process: ubiquitin-dependent protein catabolic process; positive regulation of proteasomal ubiquitin-dependent protein catabolic process; protein polyubiquitination. Gene Ontology annotation, molecular function: ubiquitin conjugating enzyme binding; ubiquitin protein ligase activity; zinc ion binding. The record is from RefSeq and is a predicted model, not a curated record. The coding region runs from base 418 to 1890 and encodes 490 amino acids.